UUUGUUAUGAAGUUUUUAGCCGAGAGUACUCUUUACGUAAACAUGUGGAAGAAUCUCAUGAACAGAAAUUCGAUCUAUCUAAAAUAGUAUAUAAAUGUUUACAAUGUUAUGUUCUGUUGCCUCAUUUACAAACAAUGAAAGAACAUUUUUCAUCUCAACAUUCAGAACUGGUUAUUUAUAAGUGCGCGUAUGAUAAUUGCACUUUUUGGAAUUCUACUAAAUCAGCGAUCGAAAUGCAUAUUAAGGAAAAACAUAAAAAAUCUAAAGAGAAAAAUUUAGUAGUAUUUACACCAAAACCGUGUGAAAUGUGUGGCAAACAUUUAUGUAGUCAAAGGUCAGCAAAAAUUCAUUAUCGAAUGAAACAUACGGGUGAACGGAUUGGUUUUGGAUGUCGUUUGUGUUCAGAAAGAUUCGAUACUAUUGAAAAAAGGAAGUUGCAUUAUACCAUGGUCCAUUCUGGAAUUCGAGCAUUUAUUUGUUCUGUAUGUGGGAAAGGUUUUAAUAGUAAAUCAGGUUUAUAUGGUCACAAGCAACUGCAUAAUAACAAUAGUUUUGAAUGUGAAUAUUGUCAUAAAAUAUUUGUUCGAAAGGAUACUUACAGCGAACAUAUUUUAAUACAUUCAGGACCUCGACAUCAAUGUCAACAUUGUUCAAGAUCGUUUACUCAACGUUCAAAUUUAAUUCGACACACUCGUAUUCAUACGGGUGAAAAACCAUAUCAAUGUCCAAUGUGUCCAAAGAAAUUUAGUGAUAAGGGUGCAUGCAAUUCUCAUGUUCGUGUACAUACUCGUGAAGAAGUAUGCUCAUGUCCAUUUUGUGGAAAAACCUAUAGUAAAAAACAAAAAUUGAAAUAUCAUCUAAAAACACAUACUGGAGAACAAUUGGGAAAGAAGCAAAAUGGAGAAGGAAAAACGUUAAUUUGUAGUGAAUGUAACGAAGGUUUUAGUGAUGAACGAUAUUUACAUCGACAUAUUAUAACAAGUCAUGUUGAAAUGGCUUGUAAUUAUAAAUGUCAAGUUUGUAAUCAAAAAUUUAUUACACAAAAUCAUUUAAAUUCACAUACGUUAUCGCAUUUUGGUGUCAAACAUAUAAAAUGUUUAUUAUGCGAAGCUGCUUAUGCAUCGAAUGAAAGUAUUAUCGAUCAUUUACGUGAAGAUCAUAAAAUAUCAAAUGAAGAAGUUGGAAAGUAUUUCAAACAAUUGUCUUCCGAAGAUGUUGAAAAACUACUAACAACGUGCUUGGAAAAGGACUCAAAUUCGGUGAAUAUCGUGUUUAGCGAUAUUAAACCAGGUAAUAUACCAUCACCACAAAAACAAAAAGGUAAUAAAGAUAUCAAAGCUAAAAAAACGAAUAAUAAGCGAAGAAAAAAGGAAAUUGUUAAAGAUAUUAAUGAUAUUGAAUUUGGAAACACAUUAACUGCAACAAAAAGUCGACAAGUUAAGAAACCAAUUCGAUAUGUGGUGGAGACAAAUGAUGUUAAAUUACCUGAUCCUAAAAAGCCAGAAACUAUUGUUAAUGUAGAUAAAUUCUUGGAAGUUAAUAUUAAGGAAGAAAUAGUUGAUGAUUACGAUAGUGAAAGUAUUUAAUAGAA
This is a messenger RNA of Chrysoperla carnea, 1591 nucleotides long. RefSeq names its product zinc finger protein 41-like. The record is from RefSeq and is a predicted model, not a curated record. The transcript has 7 exons. The coding region runs from base 135 to 1586 and encodes 483 amino acids. Gene Ontology annotation, molecular function: RNA polymerase II cis-regulatory region sequence-specific DNA binding; DNA-binding transcription factor activity. Gene Ontology annotation, biological process: regulation of transcription by RNA polymerase II. Lineage: Eukaryota; Metazoa; Arthropoda; Insecta; Neuroptera; Chrysopidae.